Pteronotus mesoamericanus is the source of this 1362-nucleotide messenger RNA. RefSeq names its product gasdermin-C-like. The record is from RefSeq and is a predicted model, not a curated record. Gene Ontology annotation, molecular function: phosphatidylserine binding; phosphatidylinositol-4,5-bisphosphate binding; phosphatidylinositol-4-phosphate binding. NCBI's taxonomy places the organism in Eukaryota, Metazoa, Chordata, Mammalia, Chiroptera, Mormoopidae. Gene Ontology annotation, biological process: defense response to bacterium; pyroptotic inflammatory response.
AUGCCCUCCAUUUUUGAGAGCACUGUUGAGACACUGGUCAAAGAGCUUGGAGACAAAGAACUCAGGCCCGUCAAGGGCAUCAUGGAUGCCAACAGAAUACAUCGGUUUUCUCUAAUACAGAAGAGGAAGGAUAAGUCACUGUUUUGGAAACUGCCUGAAGUUCCACUGAACAUCUCCCUCAUGGACAUUCUUGAGCCAGGUGUUCUGCCAGAUGCUCCUGUGGAAAAGCUGGGCGACUUGGACAUGAAAACUACAUGGAAGCUUGAUAUGGGUGCAAGUGUGAAUGCUGAGGCAGAGGCGAGCCUCUCGGGAGAGACUACUAAGCACCAAAAAUUCUCCCUCCAUUAUAAGACUGUUAGCACCCCAUUCAAAACCUGGAGAGACCUUCAGAAGAGGAAAGUGAUGGACCCAGAGCCAUUGUUUCUGAAGAAGUGCCGGAAAAAUGGGACGAAACUGUAUGUUGUGUCGGACGUCGUAGAACUGCAGGAGUGUUCUGUGCUGAGGGAUCUCAGCAGCACGGAUGUCUCGGGGAAACUCUUCCUCUCUCUGAAGUCUUUUCUCAAGUUUGAAGGAAGGGGAGGGGCUGUCAGCGCGACAGAGACGCAGCAUACUGUGCAGAAGGGCUCGGUGAUGGCCUAUAGGAGGGAGCAGCUGGUGUUCCAGAAGAACGGCUGGGAAAUUCUUCCUGGCUCAGGUGAUGAGGAGGAAACCUUCCCAGAGGCCUGUUACGGCAGCUCCAUCCCAGAGCUCAAAGAUGCCACCUUCAGAGAUGCUUGGGAUUUUCCGCGCCUACAAGAGGAGGUUUAUAGGAGAGAAAUGGCAGCGGCCCAGCUCUCAAAGGCCAUUAAGGACACUGUGUUCUCCAACCUCCUGGCCAUGCUUGGGGACCGAGAGGCCCUUCAGGACCUCAUGGACACGCUUGAACAGGAACCCGUGGGGGAUUUGGAUGGCCCUGGAGGCAGCAUCCUAAACGAACUGCGACAGGACUCAAGCUACGCAUGGAAUGGCUCACAAGACGUCAUCCUUUACCUGCUUGAAGCCAUGAUGGUGCUGAGUGACAUCCAACACCGUCUUCUGGCCCAGUCCAUGGAGAAGCAGAUCCUCUCCCAGCAGCGGGAUCUGGUGCGGAGCAUCCUGGAGCCCAACUUCAAAUACCCCUGGAGCAUUCCCUUCACCCUGAAACCCGCGCUCCUCGCCCCGCUCCAGGCCGAGGGUGUGGCCAUAACCUACGGGCUGCUGGAUGAGUGCGGCCUGAAGAUGGAGCUGAAUAGCCCCAGGUCAGCCUGGGACCUGGGGGCCAAGAAGCCCCUGUGCGCCCUGUAUGGGGCGCUGUCGGUGCUGCAGCAGCUGGCCCAGGCCUGA